This is a messenger RNA of Otolemur garnettii (small-eared galago), 4785 nucleotides long. RefSeq names its product diacylglycerol kinase delta (gene DGKD). The transcript is spliced from 29 exons. The record is from RefSeq and is a predicted model, not a curated record. Bases 499 to 4125 code for a protein of 1208 amino acids. Gene Ontology annotation, biological process: diacylglycerol metabolic process; lipid phosphorylation; intracellular signal transduction. Gene Ontology annotation, molecular function: ATP-dependent diacylglycerol kinase activity; protein heterodimerization activity; protein homodimerization activity. NCBI's taxonomy places the organism in Eukaryota, Metazoa, Chordata, Mammalia, Primates, Galagidae.
AGUAAAUGCGAAGUAGUGUAAAGGUUUUUAAUGCUAGUACAUGAUAGGAUUUCACAGCCUAAACUUUGGUCUCAGAUGAAGUUGUUUCAGACCCUUCUCUUUUACUUAUGAACCGUGGAAUCAUGGAUAUGUUUCUAACCUCUCUUGGGACUUGGUUUCCUCAUCAGUAAUCAGGGAAUAUAUUAGCUCUUGGGUCAGUUGUAAUGACGAUGUUAGCUGUGUGUUCCUGAGCCUCAGUUUUCACAUUUGCAAAAUGCAAAUGAUAAUAUUAAUUCUCUUAUCUAUGAAAUAGGAACGAUGAUGACAACUCAUGGAGUUAAAUGAGAUCUCUGUAGAACGCUGGACAUAGUACCUGAUACACAGGAUGUCAUCACUAAAUGGUUGCUUCUGAUUAUUUUUGUCUUUCAGAUUGUUUACUUUUUGUAUCUCAAAUAGUAGUCAUUCCCCUGGCCCCAUCUUCUCCAGCUCAGACUGGUCUGGACCAUCAUCAAAGAGGGGAUGCUGACCAAACAGAACAAUUCAUUCCAACGAUCAAAAAGGAGAUACUUCAAGCUUCGAGGGCGGACGCUGUACUAUGCCAAAACUGCGAAGUCAAUCAUAUUUGAUGAGGUGGAUCUGACAGAUGCCAGCGUGGCUGAAUCCAGCACCAAAAAUGUCAACAAUAGUUUUACGGUCAUCACUCCAUGUAGGAAGCUCAUUUUGUGUGCUGAUAACAGAAAAGAAAUGGAAGAUUGGAUUGCAGCUCUGAAGACUGUCCAGAACAGGGAGCAUUUUGAGCCCACCCAGUACAGCAUGGACCACUUCUCAGGGACACACAAUUGGUAUGCCUGUUCCCACGCCAGGCCAACCUACUGCAAUGUGUGCCGGGAGGCUCUGUCUGGGGUCACGUCCCACGGGCUGUCUUGUGAAGUGUGCAAAUUUAAGGCUCACAAGCGGUGUGCGGUACGUGCAACCAAUAACUGCAAGUGGACCACGCUGGCCUCAAUUGGGAAGGAUAUCAUCGAGGACGCAGAUGGGAUUGCCAUGCCCCACCAGUGGCUAGAAGGAAACCUGCCUGUGAGUGCCAAGUGCACAGUGUGUGAUAAGACCUGUGGCAGUGUGUUGCGCCUGCAGGACUGGCGCUGCCUCUGGUGCAAGGCCAUGGUGCACACGUCGUGUAAGGAAUCCUUGCAGACCAAGUGCCCACUGGGCCUGUGCAAAGUGUCAGUCAUCCCCCCCACAGCACUCAACAGCAUCGACUCUGACGGGUUCUGGAAGGCCAGCUGUCCUCCAUCUUGUACAAGCCCGUUGUUGGUUUUUGUCAAUUCAAAGAGUGGGGACAACCAGGGAGUGAAGUUCCUCAGAAGAUUCAAACAGCUACUGAAUCCUGCCCAGGUCUUUGACCUCAUGAAUGGAGGACCACACCUUGGCUUACGGUUAUUCCAGAAGUUUGACACAUUCCGGAUUCUGGUUUGUGGUGGGGAUGGCAGCGUUGGCUGGGUCCUCUCUGAAAUCGACAGCCUCAACCUGCACAAACAGUGCCAGCUGGGAGUGCUGCCACUUGGAACUGGGAAUGACCUGGCGCGGGUGCUAGGCUGGGGCUCGGCCUGUGAUGACGACACCCAGCUGCCCCAGAUCUUGGAGAAGCUGGAAAGAGCCAGCACCAAGAUGCUGGACCGGUGGAGUGUCAUGGCAUACGAGACCAAACUACCCCGGCAGGCCUCCUCCUCCACCGUCACCGAGGACUUCAGUGAGGAUUCUGAGGUGCAGCAAAUUCUCUUCUAUGAAGACUCGGUUGCAGCCCAUCUUUCCAAAAUCCUGACCUCGGACCAGCACUCGGUAGUGAUCUCCUCGGCUAAAGUGCUCUGUGAGACGGUGAAGGAUUUUGUGGCCCGGGUAGGGAAGGCCUAUGAGAAGACAACUGAGAGCUCGGAGGAGUCAGAGGUCAUGGCCAAGAAGUGCUCUGUCCUGAAGGAGAAGCUGGACUCGCUUCUUAAGACCUUGGACGAUGAGUCCCAGGCCUCAUCCUCACUGCCCAACCCACCCCCAACCAUUGCCGAAGAGGCUGAAGAUGGUGAUGGGCCUGGAAGCAUCUGCAGCUCUACCAGGGACCGCUCAGUGGCAAUGGCCUGUCCAGCUCGACCUCAGAUAUUCCGGCCCCGGGAACAGCUCAUGCUAAGGGCUAACAGCCUGAAGAAAGCCAUUCGCCAGAUUAUAGAACACACAGAGAAAGCUGUCGAUGAGCAGAAUGCCCAGACCCAAGAGCAGGAGGGGUUCAUGCUGGGUCUCUCUGAGUCGGAGGAGAAGACGGACAACAGGGUGUGCCCACCGCUGUCCCAGAGCGAGAGCUGUGGGGCUGCUAAAGGGAGGAGCCAGCGCAAAGUGUCUAAAGCCCCCUGUGAAAAGGUGAUCAGCAAAGGAAGCCUGUCGCUGGGCAGCUCUGCCUCUCUCCCCCCCCAGUCGGGGAGCCGGGACGGCCUGCCUGCGCUGAACACCAAGAUCCUCUACCCGAGUGUUCGGGCUGGGAUGUCUGGGUCCUUGCCAGGGGGCUCAGUCAUCAGUCGCUUAUUAAUUAAUGCCGAUCCCUUUAAUUCCGAACCAGAAAACCUAGAGUGUUAUACAGAGAAAUGCGUCAUGAACAACUAUUUUGGCAUUGGCCUGGAUGCAAAGAUUUCCCUGGACUUCAACAACAAGCGUGAUGAACACCCAGAGAAGUGCAGGAGUCGAACCAAGAACAUGAUGUGGUACGGUGUCCUCGGCACCAAGGAGCUGCUGCACAGAACCUACAAGAACCUGGAGCAGAAGGUCCUGCUGGAGUGUGAUGGACGACCGAUCCCACUGCCCAGUCUUCAGGGAAUUGCUGUCCUCAACAUUCCCAGCUAUGCUGGAGGGACCAACUUCUGGGGGGGCACUAAGGAAGAUGAUACUUUUGCAGCUCCGUCAUUCGAUGACAAGAUUUUGGAGGUGGUCGCUGUAUUUGGCAGCAUGCAGAUGGCAGUCUCUCGAGUAAUUAAGCUGCAGCAUCAUCGAAUCGCCCAGUGUCGCACGGUGAAGAUCUCCAUCCUGGGGGACGAGGGCGUACCUGUGCAGGUGGAUGGAGAGGCCUGGAUCCAGCCCCCAGGGUAUAUCCGGAUUGUCCACAAGAACCGGGCACAGACACUGACCAGAGACAGGGCAUUUGAGAACACCCUAAAGUCCUGGGAAGAUAAGCAGAAGUGUGAGCUGCCCCGCCCGACGUCCUUCUCUCUGCAUCCGGAGAUGCUGUCUGAGGAAGAGGCCACCCAGAUGGACCAGUUUGGCCAGGCAGCUGGGGUCCUCAUUCACAGUAUCCGGGAGAUAGCUCAGUCCCACCGAGAUGUGGAACAGGAACUCGCUCACGCCGUCAACGCCAGCUCCAAGUGCAUGGACCGAGUGUACGGCAAGCCCAGAACCACAGAGGGACUGAGCUGUAGCUUUGUCCUGGAAAUGGUGAAUAACUUCAGAGCUCUGCGUAGCGAGACAGAGCUGCUGCUGGCUGGAAAGAUGGCCCUGCAGCUGGAUCCCCCUCAGAAGGAGAGGCUUGGGAGCGCUCUCACCGAGAUGGACCGACAGCUCCGGAAGCUGAUGGACACCCCCUGGCUCUGCCAGCUCACAGAGCCGGGUGACGAGGAGAACAUGAUGCUGGAUCUUUCUAAACGAAGCCGCAGUGGUAAAUUCCGCCUCGUGACCAAGUUUAAAAAGGAGAAAAACAACAGGAACAAAGAAGCUCACAGUAGCCUGGGCACCCCGGUUCACCUCUGGGGGACAGAGGAGGUUGCUGCCUGGCUGGAGCACCUCAGUCUCUGUGAGUAUAAGGACAUCUUCAUGCGGCACGACAUCCGGGGCUCUGAGCUCCUGCACCUGGAGCGGAGGGACCUCAAGGUACUUCCAGGCGUCUCCUCGGAACCUGCACCUGGGCCUCCCUACGGCUCCUUUCACCUCCGUCUUCAUCCCCUGGCCUGGCCUUGUCCCAGCACCAUGAUUCUUUCUAUUGUUCUUCUCCAGCUCAGGCCUUUGUGUGCCUCAGGUGACAGGUGGCAGUGGCCUUUGCCCUUGGCUCCCAGACGUAGUGGGGGGAAAGCCUUGAUUUUCUCAGGCUGCUUAUACAAGGAGCUACUUUAUCGCUGAGGCCCUGCUGGGGCCCCUGCGCAUUCCUUGUGCUGAGUUUGGCCUGAACAGCUCUGGCUUGGGACAGCACCUGGGUGAAGCAAGCGCACGGCCACGGGGUUCCUUCAAGGCAUCUGCAGGGGGUUGAGGGCUGAAAACACGGGGUGGUUCCUCCAGCACAGUUACAUGCGCUGCUGUCUUCACCUCAUGCAGAGCAGUGGAAUGGGGAGGUUGGCACGCGUGUGGCUGGGUCUGUGCCAGGCCUCAUGGGGCGCGGCCUCCUGGGCAUUGAGGUACUGGCCUAGUCUCCAGAGAGCGAGAGGCCCUGUGGUGUCAAGGUCACUUGGCAUCCCUUGCUCUCAGGCCUGUGUUUUGUCUGUGUCUUGGAUCUGUAUGUGGUGACAGCAGCGACUUUGUGGAAGGCAGGAGUGACACGUCGGCGUCUGCAUGGCUGUGCCUUAGGUGCCAUUUCCGUUUUGUUCCACUGUUCCCAUGUUAUCAUUUUCAUCCUCAUUUCUGUUCAGAAAGUUUGGGACUGUCGGUCUCAGGCCUGUCUGUAGAGCGUCUGGCCCUCUCUUCCCUGCACCCACGGGGACUGUCCUCUCCAUUGCAGGACCUUGGCGUGACCAAAGUGGGCCAUAUGAAGAGAAUCCUGUGUGGGAUCAAGGAACUGAGCCGGAG